Messenger RNA from Owenia fusiformis, 846 nucleotides. Lineage: Eukaryota; Metazoa; Annelida; Polychaeta; Sabellida; Oweniidae. The record is from the annotation of a GenBank genome assembly.
AUGUCUGCAAAGGAUCUAUUCAUACAGCCAGCUUUGGAUGAAUCAUUCACAAAAGACAGAUUUAAAGGAAAAGUUGUAAUAGUGACAGGCGGUGCUUCUGGAAUAGGAAAAGAAACAGCAAGACGGUUCUUGAAUGACGGUGCCACUGUUGCUAUAUUUGACAUAAAUGAUGAUGCCAUUCGAAACACAGAACUUGAAUUUAAACAAGCAGGUUUUUCGCCAAUGUUCUACAGUGUUGAUGUUUCUAACAAAGCAGAGUGUCUCUCAGGAGUGGGGAAGGUGGCUGAUGCAAAUGGGGGAGUUGUGCACUUUCUUGUUAAUUGUGCAGCCUACUUUUGCUAUGAAGGUCUUCAAACUGAGCAUGAACAUUGGGCUAAAACAAUGGCAGUGAAUGUGGAAGGUGUGGCCAAUAUGGUGCAAUCAUGCUCUCCUUAUAUGGUCAAAGCCGGUGGGAAAGAGUGUGGAAUUGUCAACAUUGCCAGUGUCAUUGCUUAUCGAGCAAUGACAAACUUUUGGACAUAUCUUUCUUCCAAGGGAGCGAUCAUUUCAUUAACAAAAUGCAUGGCACUUGACCUGUCAGAACAGGGCAUUCGGGUCAACUCGAUCAGUCCAGGUGUAAUUUGGACUCCUGAGGUUGUAAAAUGUUGUGAAUCUAGUGAUAAGAAAAAGGCUCAGGAAUAUUUUGGAAAAGCCCACAUGCUUCGUAGGAUUGGUGAAGGUGCAGAAGUAGCAGCAGCAGUAGCAUUCCUCUGUAGUAAAGAUGCCUCAUUCAUCACAGCAACAGAUUUGUGUGUAGAUGGAGGAUUCACUUCACUGUCACCAGUAGAAGGAACUAAACAUCUCUGA